Molecule: messenger RNA, 339 nt
Organism: Parnassius mnemosyne (clouded apollo)
Lineage: Eukaryota; Metazoa; Arthropoda; Insecta; Lepidoptera; Papilionidae
Source: the annotation of a GenBank genome assembly
AUGGUGUUUCAGCAUGAUGGAGCUCCGGCACAUUUUGCUCGCAACGUACGAGAACAUCUUAACGUUCGCUUUCCGCGAGGAUGGAUCGCCCGUGGGGGACCGGUGCUAUGGCCUGCUCGUUCUCCGGACCUCACACCCUUGGACUUCUUUUUGUGGGGUUAUGUGAAGGAAAGAGUGUAUUUCUCCGAUUGCCCAACGGUUGCCGAGAAGGAGCAGCGUGUUAGAUCGGUUUUCGCAUCAAUAACACCGACGAUGGUGCGAAAUGCCACACAAGCCAUAUCCCGACGAGCGAGGUUUCGUAUUGAGCAAGACGGAGCACACUUUGAGCCGUUUCUGUAA